AUGACUGUAAGCAGGAGUGUGGGAUUGCGCUUGACAGAAGCAGCCACAAAAGAAAACCACACAAGAACCCAUGAAUGCUCAGAGUGUGGGAAAUCCUUUGCUUGCCGGUCCCUCCUUUUGACCCACAGGAAGGUCCAUGUGGGAAGUGGAUCCAGUGAAGGAUUGGAGGGUGAGAAAUCCUUCUCUGGAAAAGACAUGAAAAAAUUCAGAAGCCCCCCCAAACUAAAACCUCAUAAAUGUGAGGAAUGUGACCUAUGCUUUGGUCAAAGAUCAAACCUUGUUAGACAUCAGAAAGUCCACACUGGAGAGAAACCCUAUCAGUGUCUGGAAUGUGGGAAUUUUUUCAGUGAAAAAGCCACCCUCAGAGACCACGAGAGGAUUCACACAGGGGAGAAACCUUACAAGUGCUGGGAAUGUGGGAGGAGCUUUUCUUGGAAGGCAGGUCUUUGGGCCCAUGAGAAGGUUCAUGCAGGAAUAAAAUCUUACAAAUGCUUUGAGUGUGGGAAAUGUUUCAACCAGAGUUCAUCUCUUCGGCAUCAUGAGAAAACACACAGAGGGGAGAAAAACGAAAAGUGCCUCGAAUGUGGGAAAUGUUUUAUCUCGAAAUCAAUCCUAGUGCAACAUCAGAGACGUCACACCGGAGAGAGACCCUAUGAAUGCCCAGAAUGUGAGAGACGAUUUAUGUUUCCUUCUCUACUUCAGAGGCACCAGAAGGGGCACAAAGGGGAGAAACCCUAUGAAUGUGGGGGAUGUGAGAAAGGUUUUCUUACACAAAGAGAGCUUCAGGUUCACGAGAGAAUCCACACAGGGGAAAAACCAUACAAAUGUGAGGAGUGUGGAAAGUGCUUUACCCUAAAACACCAACUUGGAAGUCAUCAGAGGCUUCACACAGGAGAGAAGCCAUACAGAUGCGUAGAAUGUGGGAAAUGUGAGAAGCCAUAUCAAUGCAUCGAAUGUGGACAAUUUUAUUCUACCACAUCACACCUUAGAAGUCAUGUAAAAACUCACACAGGGGAAAGAAAUUACAAAUGUUUAGACUGUGGGAGAACAUUUGCUCAUUCAUAUUCCCUUAGAAACCACAGCCGAAUCCAUACAGGAGAGAAGCCCCAUAAAUGCUCAGAGUGCGAUAAAUGUUUUUCUCAGAAAGCCAGCCCAGAGCCCAAGGACCUCCUGGUGGUCUCCCAUCCAGCGCUGCCGAGCUUUCCUAGAGUGGCCAAGGCUGGCCAG
This is a messenger RNA of Protobothrops mucrosquamatus (brown spotted pit viper), 1227 nucleotides long. RefSeq names its product zinc finger protein 501-like. Gene Ontology annotation, biological process: regulation of transcription by RNA polymerase II. The record is from RefSeq and is a predicted model, not a curated record. Lineage: Eukaryota; Metazoa; Chordata; Lepidosauria; Squamata; Viperidae. The transcript is spliced from 4 exons. The annotation marks the transcript as partial. Gene Ontology annotation, cellular component: nucleus. Gene Ontology annotation, molecular function: DNA-binding transcription factor activity, RNA polymerase II-specific; RNA polymerase II transcription regulatory region sequence-specific DNA binding.